ACAAGUUAGAAGACCACAAGAACUGGAAUAAAAGUAACUUGAAAUUGGCGCAUUGGAAUAAAGUAGCUUGGAAUUAAGUAUUUAAAAUAAAAGGAGUAAAAGUGUAGUGUUAAAGAAUCAGUAUGUCGUCACCAACGGAUGAUAUGGAGAUGGAAAAGAUCGCUGAAGAUGAACUGUCAAAGCUUCAGAGACAGUUCAGGGUGAUGGAGAUAGACCGUGCGACGGUGAUGAGCAGCGUCCAGCCAACCCUCAGGAUGCAGAAGAACAUCAUCGACACCCUCAACGGAGAGCUGGAGAAAAUCAUGCUCGAGCUGAAGUUUACAAAAAGCACGUCGAAUCUUCUAGAAAGUGCUAGGACGCGCGAGAAGUUGAUAGUCCUUCUGAAGGACCACGAGGCGUACUCCGCUGAGGUGAAAGAGCAUCGAGGAAUCAUCAACGAAUUAAAUUUUUUACUGACACAAGUUCAAAAAGAAAUUAAGAAUUUGAAAUCUAAAGGAUCUGGGACCGAAAAGGCAUACGCAAACACUCUUACCAACCAGACGGUGAUCACCCAGCUUGAAAACCGACUGGAUACCGCGAUGAAGAAAUUCAACACGGUGAACAGCGAAAACUACAGGAUGCGGCUCGAGAUAGACCGGCUGCUGAGGGACCGCCAAUUCUUCAACGGCAUCUGGAAGAACCAGAUCAAGCGGCUGAUGGACGGCAAGGCUCAGAUCCUGGAGCUAGUGGAACAAGCCAUCACCACGUACGAUCAACGAGAGGAGUGGUGCGCCAAGCUUGAAGCGCUGAAGGAGAAAGCCGCUAUCGACUAUAGAAAACAUUGCUUGGAAGUGCGUGAACUCCAACGCCAGUUAGACCACAGCAUGAAACUAGAAGAGUUCCUCAGAACCAAAGGCACUGUAAGACUAACAGCCGCUGACGCUAAGGCCGAAGCGAAGAGAUUAGAACAGCAGGAGGAAGAGAUGAGGGCUUACAACAACUAUGCUAACAUAUUGGAUGCUAUUAAGGAAUUUGCCGGAGAAGAUGACGUGGACAAAUUAAUACAGGAGUUCACGCGACGAGAAGAGGAAAACUACGCCCUCUUCAACUACAUUAACGAAGUUAACACGGAACUAAAGAACUUGAGCGACAACGUGAAAAUGCUGAAGACGAAUAUUGAUGAAGAAGCAGCCAAGCACCAGGCGAAGAUGUAUAAGCAGCAGGACAGUAUCGAGUCGCUUCGCAGUACUCUGGAAGAGAAACGCAAGGCCAAUGACAAGGCUAGGGGAGUGUACGACAAGAACACUGAAGUGUUGCAGUCACUAUUGCAUCAGAUUCAGACGUUGGCUUUAUCUUCAGACUGCGAUUCCUUACCUCUACUGAAACUGUUGGGCAAACCGUUCGAUAUAAACGCGACCAACGCGCGCCUGUACAUCAAGAGCUUGGAGAAGAGAAUCACUGAAAUGGUGGACCUUAUUAAAAUGGACGAGGCGAUCCAGCGCCAGUGCGAGAGCAAGGAGCGCACGCCGCCGUCGUCGCGGCGCCGGCGCAGACCCGAGCCGCGCCACCGACCCGUCGCCGCGCAGGCCUGAACACUUACCGACACCGGGGGCGAGGGAUGCAGCACCAAAGGCGUUCAAGCUGCUCACACAAAAAUAAAGAUUACCGGAAAAAGGAGCGUAUUUUUUUUUUAUUGUAAAAAAAUGGAUAAUUUAUUUUCUUUAUGUUUUUCUCUCCGGCGCCAUAUAGUUUUAAACGAGAUUUUGCCUUGACCAAAAAGUCUCAUAUCGUUUAAAUAAAACAACACAUCUGCAACUUU
Molecule: messenger RNA, 1798 nt
Organism: Manduca sexta (tobacco hornworm)
Lineage: Eukaryota; Metazoa; Arthropoda; Insecta; Lepidoptera; Sphingidae
Product: coiled-coil domain-containing protein 63
Exons: 10
Coding region: 123-1571 (482 amino acids)
Source: RefSeq, a predicted model, not a curated record